This is a messenger RNA of Lottia gigantea (owl limpet), 3555 nucleotides long. RefSeq lists its product as hypothetical. Gene Ontology annotation, biological process: actin cytoskeleton organization. Bases 1 to 3555 code for a protein of 1184 amino acids. The record is from RefSeq and is a predicted model, not a curated record. The transcript has 18 exons. NCBI's taxonomy places the organism in Eukaryota, Metazoa, Mollusca, Gastropoda, Lottiidae. Gene Ontology annotation, molecular function: actin filament binding.
AUGGCCGACAUUAGCCCUCUCCAUAUUGAUAAUCUGGAACUCUUUGAUUCACAGACUGACUGGCAGGAUGGUGAGGUGCUAGAGGAAUUGGUAACAAGUUCUGGGAGAGAUCUACCAAUCAUAGAUGAGGACACACCGGUUGAAAAAAUCAAAAAAUGUAUUAAUGUAGGAAGAUUUUUAGGCGUUGAACCGAUUCUAACGGCAGAAGAGAUCACUGAAGAAAACAAGGAACAUCUGGGGAUCAUGACCUACGCCGCCCAGUUUUUACCCCACAACUCCCAAAACAUAAUGAAUACUUCUUCAACCCAGUACAGAUCAUCCUCACCCCCUCCCAUUCAAUUUCGUUCCCUGUCCCCCAACCCAGGACAUUUUCGGUCAAUAUCGCCCAAUCCUGGGAAUUAUCGUUCGGCCUCACCCCCACCAGUACAGUUUAGAUCUCUGUCACCAAAUCCAGGGCACCACAGGUCAAGAUCGCCACCAGAUUAUAAACCAGUGUUGUCAAAUACAGGAGGGUACAAGACAAUUGUGCCGAUAAAUCCUGAACCUCCAUCAUCAUCAUCGCAUUAUUCCCAGAAUUCCAUGUACCGCAGCACGCAAACAUACUCCCAGCAGCAGACAAUCAACAAUUUUCAUGAUAUUUCUAUGAGCAAGUAUUCACGAAAGGUCACGUUUCAAGAAGAGGAGGUAACUGAUGGUAAAGGAACGAGUUCUCAGUCAUAUUCAAUGUCAAGAAGUAUUGGUGGAAGCCAAGAACCACAGAUAUCAGUGUUUGACGAUGACUCGAAUUAUUCCACUCGGACUUCUUCUUUAAUGACAAACUCAAUCCAACCACAGAGCCACCAUAGUAACCAUUUCAACAACAGUAACCAUGGCAACUUCAGUAUGGUGCGUCACACAGAAACUAACAGCCUUGAGUUUGCACCAGAAACAUACAAAAUAGACUGCUACUCUGUUGGAGUAAUUUUUGAAACUAAGAUAACCAGGCCAUUUGAUCCAGAUAAGGUCCGAGUGGAAGCAGUCGCUCCCAAUGGACGUGUGGUCAAGGUUACCGGAGAUGGACAUUACUCUGCCCAAUUUACACACACAGAGAUUGGAGAAUGGCGAGUGUCGUUGUACUAUAAAGACCGCUACCUCGAUGGAUGUGCUAUGGAUAUUUGUGAUCCCAGUCAGGUCCGAGUUUUGGGAUUAAAAGGCGGAAUUGUUGGUCAACGACAAGAAUUUAAAAUUGAUGCCUCAAAAGGAGGUGAUGGUGAAAUUGCAGCAGACAUCAAACACAAUGGCCGUCAAGUUAUUACCAAUUUAUCAAAAAUAGAACCUGGCGUGUAUCGAGUUUCGUACACACCAUAUGAUCCUGGACCUUAUUCCAUUGAUGUCACUUUUAACGGAGCAGAAGUCCGAGAAUCUGAUACCAACCCAUCUGACCCUGAAGAAAGACAGAGAAAAGCUGUAUUUUAUACAGAAUUAAAAGAGGCUGAAAACGAUAAGAUUAAAAUUAAAACAUCAUGUGAUUGGGAGAUAGACUAUAUGACUGGCGGACCGUUUAUUUGUCAUGUGACUGACGGAUCUGAUAUACAAGUCUAUGGAAUGAAUGACGGUACUAUUUGUGCUACACCACAGCUAAUAGUUGACUGUUCUAAGGGACCAGGAGGUCAUCUACACGUGGAAGUGGUCUGUAAUAACAGAGUUUACACAGCUAAGAUGACAGAAGAAAGGCCAAAUGUUUACAGAGUCACAUUUAAACCAAGUGGUCCUGGCGUUUAUAAAAUACAUUUAACUUAUAAUGGCUCCCCUGUUAAAGGGUCUCCAUUUAUCCAAGAAAUUGAUGAAUUAGAAUUACCGAUGGCUCAAGGUGAAGGACUUCUACGAGGUUUACCCAACCAACCUUCAACAUUUAUUGUUGAUCCAAGAGGGGUUCAAGGCCCUGUGUCUGUUAAUGUCAUAGGUCCCAGACAUCCAGUAAAAAGUUAUAUAGAAACCCAAUCUAAUGGUACUUAUAAGGUAUAUUAUACAGCUGUAGAGAAAGGACAACACAAUAUAGAUGUCCGUGUGGACAACAAACCUUUAGAGGGAUCACCCUUCAAACCAUGGGUAGUGGACCCAGUGCUGGUACGAGUAUCAGGAGGCUGGAGAUCAUUCGUGAAUGAUGGUGGUUUCAUUCCCUUGGUGGUCAACAAAGAAAAACAUAUUCCUUUCGAUGCUUCUGAGGCUGGGCCAGGUGAGCUGACAGCAGAAGUUAGAGGUCCAACUGGUAAAAUACCCGUUGCUAUAGAUGCUAGGAAUGAUGGGAGAAAUACCGUCAUCUUUACACCGAGAGCAGAAGGUCAUCACGAUAUAGAUGUCUUCUGGGGAGGAUUCCAGUUGAGGAACUCACCGUAUCCAGGAUGGGCAACUUAUCGCUCAGACGUGGACAUCGACAGACUUAACAUAGGUCCUCCUCCAGUCCGUUAUGCCUAUACCAGAUCCCCGCCUCCAUCAGACAUUGGUUCAGUACGCUCUGACUACCCGUUGGUCAGUGUCCAUGGCAGCGAGAUGGAUAUAUACGCUAAACCGAUAAAACAUCCCAAUAUGGUCCAAGUUUUACCAAAUGGAGCCCCACCAAAUAAAGUUAUGACUCGUGGUCCAUUGAAAGUUAUCUUACGAGGCAAAGGAUUAAAGGAAGCUUUCAUAGAUAAAGAGGCUCAGUUUUACAUUGAUGGUACACAAUGCAAUGAUGGAAUACCAGAAGCCAAGAUGUCAAGCCAAAAAGCAUCCAUACCAAUAAAAAUAGAAAAACACGGUCCUCGAGUGUACCGAUGCACGUACGUUCCCAAAGUCCCAGGGGCCUAUUUACUGUAUAUUAAAUGGGACAAUCAACCGCUACGAGGUUCACCUUUCAAGAUUAAUGUCAAAGGUCAACAUAAAGCUCAUCGUGUCAGAUUUGUUGUCGAUGAUGUCAAGAAAACACGAGUUGGAAAAGAUGUGGAUAUUCAUAUUGACACCAGAGACGCUGGCCCAGGUGAACUGAUCACCAAGGUGAUAUCACCAGACGGUAAUUUGAUGGAGCAUCGUGUCCUCAACAAUCCAGACGGAACCCGUAGAUUGACGUUCUUACCUAAAAUGAUUGGCCGCCAUAUUGUAGAUAUCUUAUAUGAUGACGUUCACAUACAUGGCAGUCCCUAUUAUAUUGAUAUAGAAGCUACUCUACCCUCUGGCGAGGUCCGUGUUUGGGGGCCAGGUAUUGAGAGUGGUAUUCUCGGUGCCUUCCAGUCUCAUUUCUGGUGUGAAGCUGAUGGUGCAGGAGCUGGAGAACUUCGGGUUAAAAUCAUGGGACCGAAAGGUGCCUUCCACGUAAAAAUGCGUAAAGCCAAGAAACAUGGCAAGUUAUACCAGUGUUUCUACAACCCCAUUGAGGCUGGAAUUUAUACUGUGUAUGUCAUGUGGUCCGGACAGCAUAUCGAGGGCAGUCCCUUCACUGUCUUAUUGGCGGCAGACCAGGAGGAACUGGAACGGUUCCAAACCUCACCAGAGGCUCAACGCUACCCAGCAGUCGACGACAAUGGUGAUGUGUUAUAUUAG